AUGGCCUCCAACCCCCCCGGCAAAUGCUGCUACCAAGGCGUAAAACAUGAAGGAACACCCAAGGGUAAGCUCUCCCAACUGGGUGAUUUCGAAAUCUACACCGUUGGUGAGCCGAGCGAGUACGGCCUCAUAAUCAUCACCGACGUCAUCGGCCACAAGUUCACCAACGCACAGCUUAUUGCGGAUCAGUUCGCCGCGAAUGGCUACUUCGUGGUUAUGCCAGACUUGUUCGAUGGCAAUCCAAUCGAGCUCAACCGCCCUGAAGGCUUCGACAUCAUGAAGUGGCUGGGCGGCGAGUACCACCCCAAGAAGCGCGCUCAUGACCCUCCCCAUGUCGACCCCAUCAUCGACUCAACUAUCAUCUAUUUGAGGGAUCAAGGUGUCAAGAAAAUCGGCGCCGUCGGAUACUGCUUCGGUGGCAAAUAUGUCGUGCGCCAUCUGCGUCCCGACCAGGGCAAAAUCGACGUCGGCUACACUGCCCACCCUUCGUUUGUGCAGGACGAUGAGCUCAAGGACAUCCAAGGUCCGCUCUCCAUCGCUGCCGCCGAGACCGAUGAGAUCUUCCCCAACGACAAGCGCCACCACACCGAGGACAUUCUCAAGGAGCUCAAAUUCCCGUAUCAGAUCAAUCUGUACGCCGGUGUGGAGCACGGAUUCUCUGUUCGUGGCGAUCUCAACGAUAAGAGGCAAAAGUACGCCAAGGAAGCCGCUUUCUUGCAGGGUGUGCAGUGGUUUGACUACCACCUGAAAGGAGAAGAACUGGCUGCCAAGUAA
Cyphellophora europaea CBS 101466 is the source of this 774-nucleotide messenger RNA. RefSeq lists its product as uncharacterized. The record is from RefSeq and is a predicted model, not a curated record. Bases 1 to 774 code for a protein of 257 amino acids. Gene Ontology annotation, molecular function: hydrolase activity. NCBI's taxonomy places the organism in Eukaryota, Fungi, Ascomycota, Eurotiomycetes, Chaetothyriales, Cyphellophoraceae. The transcript is spliced from 3 exons.